AUGUCGACGAUGACCAUCUCAACACGGGCAACGACAACUCUCAUCGGGACAGCGGCCAUGGGCCAUGUGGAGAUUUCACCUCAACCCUGUCCCACCUGUGGGGGAAGCAGCGAGACCUACGAUACGAUGGGAUCACAAAGACGAAUCGAGGAGCUCGAAAGCCAGGUACGAGCGUUGACGGAGCGCGCAGCCACGGCGGCGAAUAAGCUCGCCGACUACGAAGAUGAGCUGCAUCGUAUGCGCGCAUCUCGAUCCGCUCAUAGCACGUCCCAUAGUGACUCUUCCCGCCCUUCAUCCUCCUCACACUCCAGCAAAACACUGUCGCCGACUUCCAAGAGCGCUUCGCUCAAUGCGACAGCUACCGCUGCGCCGCCUACCCAAAGCCGCCUCUCUAGCUUGACCUCUUUCCUCCCCUAUCGUCGAGCGAGCGCGGCGACACCGACGUCUGGCGCAACUGCCGCCCCGGCGGCCGAUCCGCAGACGCCAACAACCAUGACGCCCCCGUCGCGAAUGCACGCAUCGCCCGCCGGCAGCGACUCCUCUGUCGAGCUUCAAAAUGCGCUCAGUCGCGAAAAGAGCCUGCGCAAAGCGGCGGAGUCGCAACUCUCGCAGGCAAGCACGGAGCUGGAAGAACUGACCGUGCAGCUCUUCAGUCAGGCCAACGAGAUGGUGGCACAGGAGCGCAAGGCUCGGGCGAAACUGGAGGAACGGGUCGCUGUCCUCGAGCGUCGGGAUGUCGAGAAGCGCGCGCGGCUGGAGAGACUGGAGAAUGCGAUGGCCCGGGUAGAGCGAUUGAAGGCUCUCGUGAACGUAUAG
Molecule: messenger RNA, 816 nt
Organism: Penicillium oxalicum
Lineage: Eukaryota; Fungi; Ascomycota; Eurotiomycetes; Eurotiales; Aspergillaceae
Exons: 2
Coding region: 1-816 (271 amino acids)
Biological process (GO): exocytosis
Cellular component (GO): Golgi to plasma membrane transport vesicle; cell tip
Molecular function (GO): guanyl-nucleotide exchange factor activity
Source: RefSeq, a predicted model, not a curated record